ACACCGACGACCACACCGACAUACCUCAUCACCUCCAUCGAAUUCAACCCCCGCGAUCAUCCGAAAACGACCCGCCGUUUGCGUUGCGACAGUGAAAACUGAUCGCAUCCGCCACAUCUCGAACUUGAAUGGAGACGGAACCAUCUAGGCUGCAGCUUUGCACAGUCUGAGUCAUGCUCUCCAGUAACAUGCAGAGCGUCUUUCGCCUACCAUGGUCCAACGAUGCCUUGAAGUUGGGAGAGAAAUCCGGCUGCGACAAGAUGCGCUCCAAUCCAAUCAUGAGCAUGCCCAUGUUGAAGAGGAAGCGAUCAGAUAGUGUGGAUCCUCUGUCGCCGUACAACUCACCCCAUUUCAAGAAGGCUCGGCCAGAUGGGAAUGUCAACGUCGGGCAAGUACUUAACUCACCCGCGCCUGCACCUGCACCUUCACCGGUUGCAAGCGAGCGCAAGGUUGAGCAGUCAAGUGUCUUGCCUCCAUCGUGGUCCGCACAACCUGCUUCGCCUGUACCUCCUAUUGUCAAUGCGCCGACCCAACCUGCGCAGGCCACCGGUGGCGCGGCGCAAACAGACAUCAAUAUCAAGCAAACUUCGGACAAGCCUCUUUCACGAUUCGGUCAAGACUAUGCGCUCAAGCCGAUGCCCGGGUUGUCGCCGCCUGUCAUGGCUGCGGACAAUGCCUCCACGCCGGAUCUCACCAACAGCCUCACACCACUCCAGCAGGUCAUCGAGAACGAACUCAACAUGCAGAUUUUGAUGAAGCACAAUGAGCUACGAUUGGUGGAACAAGAGCUGGCGAAGUGUCAAGUGGCUUUGGAACAAUUGCGGAGAUGUGAGCUACGACCAUAUCCUGGUGUUCACAGGCCUUCAUUGACGGUCACUACUGGUCUGGGACCGUCUGUUGCGCCUCCACUUGGACACUCUCGACCACCUUAUCCUGCGCCGCAUGGAGUCAUCGAUGGACCAUACUCGCAUCAUUACCGAAAAUGGCUGCUACGUGACCCUCUUUUCGAUGCCAUGUCUCCUGCACAGAUCUCUGCGCAGGCGGAAACGAUGGCCGCGCCUGCAGCUCGUCCCGGACGACCCUCCGGUCAUCAAUCGAGAAAGUCGACAAGCAAGCCAUACGCAUCCACUCGCUCCGAAUCUCUACACAGCAUUCCAAACUACCCGAGUGCUGCCGGCAAGGACAAAUCGACUCCUAUGGUGCUGCGGAGAUCCACGGAUGGCCAGCUUGUCAAGUUGAUCUGCAAGAACUGCCAUCGGGGGAACUUCUCCAGCAUUCAAGGCUUUCUGAACCACUGCCGCAUAGCACACAAGGUGGAUUACAAGUCGCAUGACCAGGCUGCCGUGGACUGCGGGCAGCUCCUCGAUCAGACCGAAGUCGCCAAUCUGCCGCUUGAGACUCAAACAGCACCUGUUCCGAAGCCACCGUCGACGAGAAACUCUGUCUCUCACGCUGCGCCUCCCGUCCGCGCUGUCUCCAGCUUUGUGCAUCCACUCAACACCGGCAACACACCUGUGGCCACUCCCCGCGCUGCACCUCGGCCGAAGCAGGUCUCCGCUCCCAGUCUGGUUACGCAAGCUCCGCAGAAGACAAACCCCACUCCAUUCAAGCCAUCGACCGAUGUUCCUCGAUUGUCCGCCCACUUUGCCAAACACAACUUUGGCGGGAACCUUGAGAAACUGACAGCCGAUGCGAAACAAAAAGUCGAUCUCACCAUGGAGGACGAUAUUCAAUCUCCCGAUACACCCGAAUUCAACUCUUUCACCUUCCCAGGACCCGGGCGCACCAUGGCACCAGCAUCACGACCUUCAACCGAGGACUCCAACGAUCCAACCCGCCCUCCAAGCCGCAAAGGCCACCGUCAAAUCCUGCAACGCCCCCGCCCCUCACCUCUCGCGCCCCACAGCCCAACCGACUUCCUCUCCUCGCCUCAAGAGCCCGGCUCCGCAUCCCUUAGCCCUCACGCAGCAGACAGCAACCCCGGCCUCAUCAGCGACGACGAAGACGAUCACAAUUCUGGUUCCGACGAAGAGGCUCCUCACCCAUCCAUUAUCGCUCCGCACCGGCACCCGGCGCAGGUGGAGGUCGGAGGUGCUGAGAAUCGAUUCUGCGCGGACAAUUCUAUGGAGAUUGAUGUGGAGGAGGGAGAUGAGAUUGAUCAGCAUGGAGUGAUUAUCCGGAGGAACAGUAUGGGUGCUGCCGAGGCGAGGGGAGGUAGGGAGGAGAAGAAGUGA
Molecule: messenger RNA, 2234 nt
Organism: Zymoseptoria tritici IPO323
Lineage: Eukaryota; Fungi; Ascomycota; Dothideomycetes; Mycosphaerellales; Mycosphaerellaceae
Exons: 1
Coding region: 174-2234 (686 amino acids)
Source: RefSeq, a predicted model, not a curated record